Dromaius novaehollandiae (emu) is the source of this 4653-nucleotide messenger RNA. RefSeq names its product neuronal calcium sensor 1 (gene NCS1). The record is from RefSeq and is a predicted model, not a curated record. The transcript is spliced from 8 exons. Lineage: Eukaryota; Metazoa; Chordata; Aves; Casuariiformes; Dromaiidae. Gene Ontology annotation, molecular function: calcium sensitive guanylate cyclase activator activity; calcium ion binding. Bases 332 to 904 code for a protein of 190 amino acids.
CCGCGCCGCUCCUCCCGGCGGAGGGCGGGGAGGGAGCGCGUAGCCAGGGACGACAGGCGCACGCAGCGCCGGCCCUGCAGCGCCGCGCCGCUUGGGUCCCUGCCCAAAGCCCGGCAACAAAGACCCCCCCUUCCCCCCCCCCCCCGGCAUCGCGCAGCCUUUUCCCGUCCCCUCCGCGGCAUGUAGCGGCGCGGAGCCGCCGCCGGGGCUCGGCUGCGGGCAGGCUGCGUGCCCCCCCCCCGCUCCCCCCAUGCCGCGCCAGUGAAGCCGGGAGGCAGCGGGCGACGCGGCGCUGCGAGCUCCGCUCGGCCUGACGGAGCCGCCGGCCACCAUGGGGAAAUCCAACAGCAAGUUGAAGCCCGAAGUUGUGGAGGAGCUGACCAGGAAAACGUACUUUACGGAGAAGGAGGUGCAGCAGUGGUACAAGGGCUUCAUCAAGGACUGCCCCAGCGGGCAGCUCGACGCCGCCGGCUUUCAGAAGAUCUACAAGCAGUUCUUCCCCUUCGGCGACCCCACCAAAUUCGCCACCUUCGUUUUCAACGUCUUCGACGAGAACAAAGACGGGAGGAUCGAGUUUUCGGAGUUCAUCCAGGCGCUGUCGGUCACCUCGCGGGGGACGCUGGACGAGAAGCUGAGGUGGGCGUUUAAGCUGUACGACCUGGACAACGACGGGUACAUCACGAGGAACGAGAUGCUGGACAUCGUCGACGCCAUUUAUCAGAUGGUGGGAAACACGGUGGAGCUUCCCGAGGAGGAGAACACGCCGGAGAAGAGGGUGGACCGGAUUUUCGCCAUGAUGGACAAGAACGCGGACGGGAAGCUGACGCUGCAGGAGUUCCAGGAGGGCUCCAAGGCCGACCCCUCCAUCGUGCAGGCCCUCUCCCUCUACGACGGCCUCGUAUAGUCCCGGCGCCGGCGGCGCUGUCCGGGGGCAGAGUCUCGCCGUGCCAUGCGACCGCCUCCGCGCGAAGCUUGCCUCUCCCUCUCCGGCCUUCCUCCAUGCUGCGCGAGCAAAGGAUGCACUCGCGGCGCGAGCUCACUCCCCCACUCCGCGCUCCGAACCAACCGUCGCCAUUCGCCAACCUCCGCUUUUUCCAAAAAAAAACGAGAAAGAAAAGGAUCUGACCGGCAGUGACCGCCCGAGACUUCAGGGCUGGGGGAGCGGGUCGUGCAGUGCCCGGCGGAGGGGCCCCCGGCCUCCUCGCCCCCUCGGCUCCUCUUUGCUCCGGUUUCCCAUGGGACUGCGGAUGCGACGGCUCCUUCGUGUCCCUCUCCCGGGAAACGGCCGCUUGGAGACGGAGCCCAAAGGUACCGGCGGCACCCGGGGAGCCGAGGCACCAGCGGCGAUGGGAACAGAGUCCACGCGUCACCUGCGGUGCCGGUGGCAGCCCAGCCCGGGUCACUAGGGAUGUAUAUUAUUAUAUAAUUAUUUUUUUUUGUGAGACAGUAUCGUGCUAUUUUUUUUUUCUUUUUCCCUUUGGUGGAAAAACGUGAGGCUUUUUUCUUUUUUUUAUAUGCCUAUCUCUACGAUCGACAUCUUUAUUUAUUUGUUGUCAAUGUUGCUGCCGUGUUUAGUCUCUCGUGCGUGUGUCCGAACACCUAGGUGAUGAUCUGUAAGGUUUACAUGCUCGUACGCUAUUGCGGGGCGUCGGGAGCCUGCAAUAACAAUGAAGCCAAAAAUCUGCCUCCCCCUCUCUUCCCACCCCCCGUUUACUGUGCUUCGUGGCCUGGCUAAUGUUUUAAGGGGGGUCUGUGGCUUUUUUUCCUCUCCCCGCUCCCUGUUUCCUGCAUUUUUCCGUUCGCCCGGCUCCCUACCAGCUCGGCUAAGGAUUGCUCAGCCCAAGCUCCAUGCCGGACUGGAGCCCGUCCUGGCUCGGCUUCUCGGAGACGUCCGCGUGGCUUUUCCCGGCUCGGCCUUCCCGUUGGGCGGAGCAAGGGAACAGCCCUUGUCCGGGACUUGCAAAUUUGCAUUUUUUCCCUUUUCUUACUGCAUGAAGAGUAUUAACGGAGCCGAGAGGUGGGUUUUGCUUUCAAACCGACUCGCUUUCCUUCUUUUUCCCGCAAACCGUGGGAAUGUCGCGUUUCCGCCCCGCGGCCGAGCAAGCCCGGCGCUCACGGUGCCCGGCAGCCCGCCGCGUUUUGCAGCCGUUUAAGGUAAAACUGGGGCCGUGCUGCGAGGCGGCGCUGCGGAGGGGUGGGCGAGCAGCGGGGCCGGGGCCGGAGGUGCCCUCGGACGGGAGCAUCCCGGCACCGAGGGCUCAGCCCCGCGCGGCUGUGGCUGGACAGUGCUGUUAUCCCGCCGGCUCCGGCCUCCACCUCCCCGUCUCCGGGGAAGCUGGCGCGGCUGGCGGUGGCAUCACUUUCCGAGACGGACUCGUCCCGCGUCCGGAUGCCGGGAGCCCCGCCGUGUCCCACGCACUCGCCGGGCCCCGCUGGGGCAGGAGGCAGCGGGGGGAGAGCGAGGACCUUCUCGCCGGCGGCCCCGAAGUGCCAGAGGCGAGACGGUGCCCGGUGGGGGGGUUCUGCUUCCCGGCCCUUCGCCCCGGGGAGGCUGGUGGCUCCCUGGUUUGUGGCACAGGCGGCAGGGAUGGAGCCUCUCCAGGACUCGGCUUUGAUUCCUGCUCCGGCUGGAGCCCGGCGAGACUCCGGGACGCGGCUGCUUUCCCUGCUCUGCGGGGAGCUGGGAUCCUGCCGUUCGCCGACGCCUUUCCCACCCAUGGCGCUUGGAGCUGCUCUUUCCGAUGCCUGUGCCAAAAUGCCUAUCCCUGUCCCUGAGGAGCCCGACCUCACGUCCUUGUGCAAUAUUUUAGGCAGCUGGUGCCAACCCCGCGGUUGGCUUCGGGGAAGAGCUCGUCGGGCGCCCGGAGCGCUGGCGGUGGCUGCGGGGACGUCUCCUCCGGCGAGCGAGGAUCCGCGUUGUGCUGGCGGGGAGGGACGGGCGCUGGAGCAGCCCAAGCCCUCGCUCCUCUCCCUGACGCCGCCGGCACUCGCGCCUGCUCGGUGGUGGCGGCGAGAUGCCCCCUCUCCCCCCGCCGCCGCGCUCCCUCGCGGCCCCGACGGCUUUGCCUUGCCGGCUUCUCCACGGAAAUCGCGGCUUCGUUCAAAACCCAGGUCAACGUGUUUCUAUGCGGCCGAACGGGCUCCGCUCUGGGGCUCGCGGGCGGCGGGCGCGUGGGCAGGGCUAGAGCUGGAGCAGGGAGCGGAGGGGCACGGCGGGGAGCCCUGAGCCGGUGCACGUGCGUCCCGAAACGGCCUCGGGGGCUCCCCGGAGCAUGCAGGGAGCCUGUCCCCGCUUAGGAGAUCGGCUGAUGCACGUGCUUAGUUUUAAGCCCUCAAAUGAGGAGUUUACGGGAAUGUUUCUGCCUCUGCUGCAGUUCGAGCCCCCGCGUGUCGGUGCCGGUGGCUGCUGGAUGGUGCCACCGCGCUCUUUUCCCUGGAAACUCCUUUUCCUCGAUGCUUUGUAGCCAAAAUGCAGCUCUUGUAGGUAGAUCUUUGCAGUGCCUCCAACUCCUCUGACUCUCCUCUGCCAGCCUGGUCCCCUCCUGGUGCCGACUGACGUUGCCGAUGAAUGUGACGCUGCUGUAACCGUCUCUGCUGAUGAAGGAUGAACCAUGCAGCCUUUACAAUAAUGCCCGGGCAAGUGUAACUGUCAUUUGCUCUGACACUUUCCUCUGAAAGGCUUCGAAUUUUGCACUAGCUUCGCACCUCCCGGCCCAUCGCCCAAAGGACCUGCUGUACUUCAAGCCCUGCCGUGUAAAUAUUCAGGCUGGGAAAGAGACCCGCCGUUUCCCAGGAGAGGCUGCGCUUGCCGGAGGUGGACGCCCAGCUUUGGGCUCAGGCUUGGAAGAGCUUCACUCCGUAGAAACACCGAACUACGGUUUCUGCCAGACCGGUCCCCGACGUCCCCAGCAGCCCUUCCUCCGCUGCCCGCUGGGUUUUCCAGCAGCGGCCGAUGCCGAAAGGCUUAGGGAUGUAGCAGCUCCUCGGCCCGACGUCUCAGCCAUCCCUCACACCUUUGAAAAUAUUUGCACAUUAAAAAAAGAAAAAAAGCAAAAAACGAUUUUUGCCUGUAUUAAAACGCUCUUGGUUGGUUAGUGAAGGCCCUGUUUGGUUUUGCAGUGACGACGUGUUUUCCUGGCUGGAGGAGCUCGCUGGAGCCAGGCGGGUCGUGGUUGGCACCCGCGGGGGUGGCCUGUCCCCUCCCUGCGGCAGGGCCUGCUCGUGGGUCUGCCCUGCCCCAGCUCUUUGCAUGCUGAGCACCUCCCGCAAGUCACUGAGGCCACCGUGCUCAAACCCGGCGGAGGAUCCGGGACCCCGGCUGGGCAAUGCCGGAGCCCCUCGGCACCGCCAGCUCCUCGCGAAAAUCAUCGGGACCUGCAGCUUCUCUGUACCACUGGAAACAAGGCUUGGAGCAUCUCACGCUAGGACAUGUUGGCCUUAACCUCUCUGUGCCUCAGUUUCCCCAUCAGUAAGGCGAUCCGGGCGACGCGGCGCGGCUUCGAGGGAGUCGAGUUUGGCGGCGUCGGCCGGAAAGCGCGCGGGGCAGGAGCGGGGCAGGGGCCGCGGUGCGGAGCGGUCGGUUUGCAUCGCCCAACGAUUCAUUUCAGUCUUCUUUUUAAUCCGGUCCUUAUUAAAAACGAACAAACCACGAGA